Molecule: messenger RNA, 1080 nt
Organism: Andrographis paniculata
Lineage: Eukaryota; Viridiplantae; Streptophyta; Magnoliopsida; Lamiales; Acanthaceae
Product: vesicle transport v-SNARE 12-like
Exons: 6
Coding region: 182-844 (220 amino acids)
Biological process (GO): vesicle fusion; vesicle-mediated transport; intracellular protein transport
Cellular component (GO): late endosome membrane; ER to Golgi transport vesicle membrane; SNARE complex
Molecular function (GO): SNARE binding; SNAP receptor activity
Source: RefSeq, a predicted model, not a curated record
AAAUAAAAAAGCCUCCGCUCUAUUGCAUUUCCUUGCGUUGAAACUUCAAUCGGAAAGCAGGUCGAAUAUACUUUCUCUCUCUAUACCUUGCUUCCUCUGAUCCGCGUGAAAUCGCUUAAUCCAGGUUCUCCUACAUGUUUAUGCAUCUGGUUUGUGAAUCCAACGCAGCGGGUUGAGGAAGAUGAGUCAGGUUUAUGAAGGAUAUGAAAGGCAGUACUGUGAGUUAUCGGCGAAUUUGUCGAGAAAAUGCAAUUCUGCUGCUUCUCUUUUGGAUGGAGAGAAAAAGAAACAAGAGGUUUUAGAAUUACAAGCAGGACUCGAUGAAGCUGAUGUUUUGAUUCGGAAAAUGGAUCUUGAAGCUAGAAGCUUACAACCUAGCUUGAAAGCUACUUUACUUGCUAAGCUAAGGGAAUAUAAAUCUGAUCUUACUAAGUUGAAAAGAGAAGUGAAGAAAUUAACUUCCCUUCAUUCAAACCACACAACCGAAGACUUAGAAUCUGGGACAGGUGGUCUGCAUGAGGCUUCUGCCAAUCAAAGGGAUCGACUGGCCAUGUCCACAGAGAGACUGGAUCAAUCAACUGACAGACUGAGAGAGAGUCGAAGGGCUGCACUAGAGACGGAAGAGCUCGGCGUAUCAAUCCUCGAAGAUUUGCACCAGCAGCGCGAAACUCUCUUACAUUCUCACAAGAAGCUUUCUGAUGUGGACAACGCCAUCGACAAAAGUAAAAGGGUACUGACUUCGAUGUCGAGAAGGAUGAGCAGGAACAAAUGGAUUGUCGGGUCAGUAAUCGCUGCACUUAUUGUUGCUAUCCUAGUUGUUCUUUACUUCAAAAUUUUUCAUUGAUUUUGGGGCACGGUUUCGUAUUUGGCUUGUUAUGUGUCUCAGCAUUGUGUAUUUCUUGCAACGUUUGUGUGUAUUUUUACAGCCGGAGUUGCUGCUGAAACCCACAAUACUAAUAUUGUGUUACAUACCAUUUUUUACCGCCUCGUUUAGAUAUAUUUUGGGUUAGUUUGUAAAUAGUAAAAAGUAAAUUGAAAUUAUGUCUGUGAUAUGAUUAAAUAGUUUUUCAUUUUUCCAUU